AUGGUUACCGUCAGGCUUUCCGAGCCGCCUACCCUGACUCUCGACACCAAUGUUGGCCCCGAAUCCACCCCGAGGAGGAGACCCAGCACCGUCAGGAUUGAAAAGCUUCCCUUCCCGACAGAGAGUCUAGAGGUCAAGGCUCAGGAUCAGCCAGAGGACGAGACCGACGAUACACCACCGAGUGACCCUACGACACCCUUACCUGUCACGAACGCUACCCGGAAUCUUCAAGACGAGCUUGUGGACUGCGAGGACGAGGCCGAAGAAGAGGGAGACCGUAUAACUUCACUACCAGCUAGGGGAACCCUUCUCGAGACGCCCAUAGAAUUCAAGAGGUCAGAGGUAUACGAACAAGAAGAAGAAGAAGAAGAAGAAGAAGAAGAGGACGAAGAGGAGGUCAACUGGGACGAACUGCAGAAAUCCGAAGCACAAGAACCUAGGGACGCGGAUACAGACAGAUCUACAGCCAUGUUGCUGGCUAUGCUAGAGCAAGAGAACGAUAAGCUGGCGACGAACCCCAAGACCAUCAAAGUCCAAGCCGUGGAACAAGUGGCCGCUUCCAACCGCCCAAGACCACCAUCAAUGGCACAAUUACGGCACAUGGUCCACGGGCCAACACCACCGGCCUUGCGCUACUCGAUGCUCCCGCCGCCGCCAAUGACCGAUCUCGAGUUUUACGCCGCAUUGGUCAAGGACUAUCAACAGACGGCAGCUCGAUUGCCAACGCUUCUAUCGAACAAGAUACGAAAGGGCAUCCCUCCUCCGCUACGAGGCGUCGUAUGGCAGAGCAUGGCAGGUGCGAGGGAUUCGGCACUCGAGGAACAGUACGAGCGGUUCACGGGCGAGUCUAGUCCCUACGAGCCAAUUAUCGGCAAAGACCUCGGUCGGAGUUUCCCUGGAGUCGACAUGUUUCGCGAUCCCGAAGGCGACGGACAACGCAUGCUCGGUCGGGUGCUCAAAUGCUUCAGUCUCUACGAUUCGAAAAUUGGCUACUGCCAAGGGCUGGCAUUUCUCGUUGGCCCUCUCUUGAUGCACAUGCCCGAUAAACAGGCGUUUUGUGUUUUAGUCCGAUUGAUGGAACGAUAUGAUCUGCGAAGCUGUUUCCUGCCAGACCUGUCAGGGCUGCAUGUCCGCAUCUACCAGUUUCGAGAGCUUCUUCGAGAGCACAUGACACCAGUAUCGAACCAUCUGGAGGAAUUGCAAGUCGAUCCGGCGUACGUUUCACAAUGGUUCCUCAGCUUUUUUGCUGUUACAUGUCCCCUGCCGAUGCUGUUUCGCAUCUACGAUGUCAUCUUUGCCGAGGGGGCCCCGGAGACCCUGAUGCGGGUCGCCCUAUCCCUGAUGCAGAAGAAUCAGGCCCGGAUUUUAGCGUGCACCGAGCUCGAGGAUGUCAUGCAACUUCUCCUUUCGAGGGGUCUGUGGGAUUGCUACCAUUACAACGCAGAUGAGUUUGUGCAGGACUUUGUCAGUUUAUCGGGCGUUGUCACCAGAGAGACAUUGCUAUCGUUGGAGCAGGGGUACAGAGACGCGCAAAUUGCUAGCGCUAAUGCGGCGCGUUCCUCCGACGUGACCACUGCAGCCUCCCGAUUCCUCGGCCGCAUUUGGGCUUCCUCCACCAUCAUCUCCCCGAAGUCCUCCUCCACCCUCAGCCCGGGCCUCAUCGCUCCGUCACGGCCUUUGAGCAUGCUGCGCAGGAGCACAUCGAAGCAGAGCCUGGCCUCCACCCUCAAUUCGAUGGAAGCCAGCUCCGUCAGCGUUCUCAGUUCUGCAUCCACCGAAGCCACCUCCGUCUCCCGAGAUUCAUCAAACACCGACAGCGCAUCCAUCCGCGAAUCGACCCCCAUCCCCAGCGGCAAGGCCUUCAAUGGCGGCAAGAACAACAAGGAGAAUGCAUUGCACACCCAGAUCGAAGACCUCCUCACUGCAUUGACCGAAUUGCAACGAAACCAUGCAUCACUCGCAAACGAACUCGAAAAGGAACGGGAACAGCGCGAGGACGAUAAGCAAGCCGUUCGGUCGCUACUGGACGGUCUGCGCAAGAAGGCCAGCAACGACUCUGUCGGUACCGAUGCGAGCGUCGAUACUCUCAAGGCGACUGAUGACCCCGCAAAUGAGGCACGCGAGGGAGGCGAGGGAGAUGUGUCCACUGCCAAGACCAGCGAGCAGCAGGAUGGUCCCUCCCCAGGAGACCUAUCUCAACUCCUCGAUAACGUCGAAGAACGAUUCGGACGCCAUGGUAGCGGCAGCGUCGAACGCCGGAUGUCCAGAGGCGAAUCCAAAUCGCAAAUGCAACAGGAAUUGCAGCAACUCAAGGAUCAGCUCGCCAGCGCGGUAUCGCAAUCACAGGACUACAACCGGAAAAUGCACGACCUGGAACAAGAAAUUACCACCCUAAAAGAUCAAGUGCGGGAAUCCCACUCGCACACACGCAUCUUGCACCAGGACAAACAGCGACUGGAAAAGCAAAUACACACGAUGAGAGCGCGGGCAUCUGCCGCCGGUGCGGAGAGUAAUACUCAGCCCGAAGGUGACUCGCCUGUGAGGAAGAGUUCCGCCAGCGGUGCGAGCGGCUUGAGAGAGUUGAAACUUGGUAGGAGCACGUCGACUCCAUCUCAAGCUGGAUCGAUAUUCAGCAAGCGUUCCUCGUCAAUGCCAAAGCCUCACGACUCGACGCCGCCACCGACGGAUGACCAACAUGAGGCAUUGUUAUUGCAGCUCGUUGAGGCCAAGACUUCCGAAGCUAUAGCUAGGCAAGAGGCCGAAGAGACAAAACAGAAGCUUGAAAGCUUAAGAAAGGCGUAUAGUCUCGUCACCGGAGAGCCGUCGCAGUCACAUCCUGCGACAACGGCGGCAGGAACGGCAGCAUCAGCUGCCAUGGGCGUCUUUGGUCGCCUUACAGGAGCAGCGGCAGAGCCCGCCAAACCUGCCGCGCCGACGCCCGCCCCAGCAGCAGCAGCAGCAGCAGCAGCAGCAGCAGCUCCCGCGCCCGCGGCGGGAGGAUUCUGGGGUUGGAGGAGAUAA
Colletotrichum phormii is the source of this 3021-nucleotide messenger RNA. RefSeq names its product TBC domain-containing protein. Lineage: Eukaryota; Fungi; Ascomycota; Sordariomycetes; Glomerellales; Glomerellaceae. Bases 1 to 3021 code for a protein of 1006 amino acids. The record is from RefSeq and is a predicted model, not a curated record. The transcript has 3 exons.